Molecule: messenger RNA, 3315 nt
Organism: Stegastes partitus (bicolor damselfish)
Lineage: Eukaryota; Metazoa; Chordata; Actinopteri; Pomacentridae
Gene: gucy2f
Product: guanylate cyclase 2F, retinal
Exons: 18
Coding region: 1-3315 (1104 amino acids)
Biological process (GO): intracellular signal transduction; protein phosphorylation; receptor guanylyl cyclase signaling pathway
Cellular component (GO): plasma membrane
Molecular function (GO): protein kinase activity; peptide receptor activity; adenylate cyclase activity
Source: RefSeq, a predicted model, not a curated record
AUGCAACAUUUUCCUCCAAAUUUCAGAGGGGCGCUAUGGGAGUCCAACCAUCCGUGUGCACCCAUAAUUAAAAGCAGACCAACUUUACCGUCACUGCCCUUUUAUAACCUUCUGUUAUGGGUUUUCCUGGGAGUGUUGACGUUCCCCUGCUGUGUGCGCUGUUUGAUAUUCAAAGUGGGGGUCCUGGGCCCCUGGAACUGCGACCCUGUUUAUUUCAGGGCCCUGCCUGCCACCGCGGCCAGGCUGGCUGUGAGCAGGAUAAACGGAGACCUCAGUCUGGACCUCGGUCUGAAAAUGGAUUUCAUCAUCCUUCAGGAGCCCUGCGAAACCUCCAAAGCGCUCACGGCAUAUAUUUACUACGAGAACUUGGCGGAUGCGUUUGUUGGCCCCACUAACCCGGGAUACUGUAUCGCAGCUUCUCUGCUGGCCAAGACCUGGGACAAGGCCCUCUUCUCCUACGGCUGUGUUACAUACGAGCUGGACCGUGUCGCAGCUUAUCCGACCUUUUCCACGACGGUGCCGUUUCCCACUGAUGUGUUAUUUACCGUAUUGAAGCACUUCAGGUGGGCCAGCGUCGUGGUGGUCUCAUCCAAUGAAGAUAUCUGGAUGGAUACAGCAGGGAGAGUGGCUACUGCUCUCAGGAGUAAGGGGCUUCCAGUUGGACUCGUUACUUCUAUUGGGAUGAACGAGACUGAGGUGGAGAACACGCUGAGGAGGAUCCAGGACGCAGGAGACGUCAAGGUCAUCAUUAUGUGUAUGCACUCCCUCCUGGUUGGAGGUGAGCAGCAGGGUGCUUUUCUCCUCAAGGCACAGGCGAUGGGUCUGACUUCAGGGAAGUAUGUGUUUGUGCCCUACGACACCCUCCACUACAGCUUGCCCUACACCAACAUCUCCUACUUCACCCUGCAAAACGACAGCAGGCUGAAGGAGGCCUACGAUGCUGUGCUCACCAUCACUGUGGCCUCAGAGCCUCUGUCCUUCAAUGAGGCGUUCGUUGCAGCCAAGAGGAGGGAGGAAGUGACACUGCCACUGCAGGCAGAGCAGGUGAACCCCCUGUUUGGGACCAUUUAUAACAGCAUAUACCUGCUUGCCAAGUCCAUCCACAAUGCCAGGAGAGCAGGCAUGCAACUGUCAGGCUCAAACCUGGCCUACUUCACAAAAAACACAACCUUCACUGGCUUCAACCAAAAGGUGAAGGUGGACACUGGUGGAGAAGUUAAGACUAACUACGUCAUACUGGACUCUGACAACAGGGGGAGUCAGCUGUACCAGACCUACCUGGUGGAUCUAACAUCGGGAAAGCUUCGAUUCGCAGGGAGGUCCAUUAAUUUUCCAGGAGGAUCCCCUCCUCCGUCUGAUUCCAGCUGCUGGUUUGAUAAGACUGCCAUCUGCACAGGAGGUGUGGAGGUCACCUACAUCAUAGUUGUGUUAGCUGUCAUCCUCGCUUUGGCUGUAGGAGGGAUCGCUAUAAGUCUUUAUAUCAGGAGGAGACUCCAACAAAUCCAGCUGGUAAAAGGCCCAAAUCGAAUCCUCUUGAACUUAGAAGAUCUCACUUUUAUCAAUCCCCAGCUUAGUAAAAAGAAAAUCACUUUAGAGGACCUGAGUGAGUCCAAAAGUGCUCUGGAAGAGAAAUCUGCAGACCGCUCGCAUUCUGUGAAUAGCAUGCAGACGGCAACUCAUGAAACUACCAAUGUUGCUGUGUAUGAGGGCGACUGGGUAUGGCUGAAGAAAUUUGAGGAGGGACACUUUAAGGAGGUGAAGCAAAGCACUACCAAGAUUUUCACAAAGAUGAAGGACCUGAGAAAUGAGAACGUAAACCCUUUCCUGGGCUUCUUUUUGGACUGCUCCAUGUUCGCGGUGGUGACGGAGCACUGCUCACGGGGGAGUCUGGAGGACCUGCUGAGGAAUGAAGAUGUGAAAUUAGACUGGAUGUUCAAGUCCUCCCUUGUGCUUGAUCUCAUCAAGGGUAUGAAAUACCUUCACCACAGAGAUUUCCCACAUGGCAGGCUAAAAUCUCGAAACUGUGUGGUGGACGGGCGCUUUGUCCUUAAAAUCACAGACUAUGGCUUCAAUGAGCUGCUUGAAUCGCAGAAAGCUCCUCUAGAGGAACCCCUGCCUGAAGAUCUAUUUUGGACCGCUCCAGAGUUCCUACGGGACCUUGCAAUUUCCCGUAAAGGCACAUACAAGGGAGACGUGUACAGUUUUUCCAUCAUUCUUCAAGAGGUGGUGGUGAGAGGGCCACCGUACUGCAUGCUUGGUCUGCCACCUGAAGAGAUCAUCCGUAAGGUGAAGAAGCCUCCUCCAAUGUGCCGUCCAACUGUGGCCCCGGAUCAGGCUCCACUUGAAUGUAUCCAGCUAAUGAAGCAGUGCUGGAGUGAACUGCCUGAUCGCAGGCCAAACUUUGAUGAGAUCUUUGACCGGUUCAAGAUGAUCAACAAGGGGAAGAAGACCAACAUCAUUGACUCCAUGCUGAGGAUGCUGGAGCAGUACAGCUCCAACCUGGAGGAUCUCAUCAGAGAGAGAACAGAGGAGCUGGAGGUGGAAAAGCAGAGAACAGAGAAGCUCCUGUCUGAGAUGCUUCCACCUUCUGUGGCUGAGGCCCUGAAGACCGGUGCCACAGUGGAGCCUGAGUACUUUGACCAAGUCACAAUCUAUUUCAGUGACAUUGUGGGUUUCACUACAAUCUCCUCACUCAGUGAUCCCAUUGAGGUGGUUGACCUUCUCAAUGACCUCUACACACUGUUUGAUGCUGUGCUUAGUAACCACGAUGUCUACAAGGUGGAGACCAUUGGUGAUGCUUACAUGGUAGCAUCAGGUCUGCCCAAGAGAAACGGCAACAAGCAUGCUGCUGAGAUCGCCAACAUGUCACUGAACAUCCUCAGUUCAGUAGGAACCUUCCACAUGCGACACAUGCCAGACGUGCCCGUCAGGAUAAGAAUAGGAAUCCACUCAGGGCCCUGUGUUGCUGGGGUGGUAGGUCUUACCAUGCCUCGGUACUGCCUUUUUGGAGAUACUGUCAACACUGCCUCUCGUAUGGAAUCCACUGGGCUGCCUUAUAGAAUCCAUGUAAAUAUGAGCACUGUGAAGAUCCUCCAUUCUCUUAAUGAGGGUUAUAAAAUAGAUGUCCGAGGCAAGACAGAGUUGAAGGGUAAAGGUAUUGAAGAGACAUACUGGCUUGUUGGGAAAACCAACUUUACAAAGCCUUUGCCAAAACCACCAGAGAUUCGACCAGGGGACAACUGGCAAGAGAUGGUGACAGAAGAGAUCAAGACUCUUUUCCGCAAGGCCAACAGGCAGGUGGAUAAAAAGAUCUGA